Molecule: messenger RNA, 1056 nt
Organism: Neltuma alba
Lineage: Eukaryota; Viridiplantae; Streptophyta; Magnoliopsida; Fabales; Fabaceae
Product: photosystem I chlorophyll a/b-binding protein 6, chloroplastic-like
Exons: 5
Coding region: 1-780 (259 amino acids)
Biological process (GO): photosynthesis, light harvesting
Cellular component (GO): membrane
Source: RefSeq, a predicted model, not a curated record
AUGGCCUUAGCCACAUCCCCCACGGCACUGUCAACUUUUCCUAACAGAGAAAUACACCAGAAGAUCUUCCUGGGAAGAAAAGCAACAAGCCUUCCCAGAAAAUUUAUCCCCGGUGCCACGAAAGGAGUAUCAAGCGUUUGUGAGCCACUUCCUCCGGAUAGGCCAUUGUGGUUUCCCGGUAGUUCACCUCCCGAGUGGCUCGAUGGCAGUCUUCCUGGAGAUUUCGGUUUCGACCCUCUUGGAUUAGGGUCGGAUCCAGAGUUACUAAAAUGGUUCGCUCAAGCAGAAUUGAUGCAUGCGAGAUGGGCAAUGCUGGGGGUAUCGGGAAUUCUGAUCCCAGAAGUAUUAGAAAAGAUGGGAUACAUUGAGAACUUCUCCUGGUACGAUGCUGGUGCUCGAGAAUAUUUUGCUGACCCUACGACGUUGCUUGUGGUGCAAUUGGGCUUGAUGGGCUGGGUGGAGGGCAGGAGAUGGGCCGAUAUGAUUAACCCAGGGAGUGUUGACAUUGAGCCCAAGGUACCGCACAAGAAGAAUCCGAAGCCGGACGUGGGGUACCCGGGGGGAUUAUGGUUCGACCCGAUGAUGUGGGGACGAGGAUCGCCGGAGCCAGUGAUGGUGCUGAGGACCAAGGAGAUCAAGAACGGUCGACUGGCCAUGCUGGCUUUUGUAGGGUUCUUGUUCCAAGCUAUUUAUACAGGCGAAGGCCCUAUUGAAAACUUGAUGGCACAUGUUGCGGACCCUGGCCAUGCCAACAUUUUCUCGGCUUUCACGUCAAGUUAGCGUCAAGGAUUGAAGAGGCGAUCUGUUUCCUCGGCGAUCGCAUGCUAUUGCAUAAUGCUUUGCUCCUUGAAAACUCCUUGUAUGCGACAACACUGUAUUAUUCUAACCACAACAUUAUAUUUGCACCGACAGGCUUUGAACAUUUCAGAGUUGGAAUGUAAUUGUUAUUUAUUCUUUACCUUUACACUGCGAUCAACAGAGUUUCAUGUUCCACUCAUAAUUGUAUUAUGAGAAAAAGAAUUACAUGGAUAUAAAAUUUGCUGACAUUUGAAAAUA